Messenger RNA from Trichoplax adhaerens, 1926 nucleotides. RefSeq lists its product as uncharacterized. Gene Ontology annotation, molecular function: GDP-dissociation inhibitor activity. Gene Ontology annotation, biological process: vesicle-mediated transport; small GTPase-mediated signal transduction; protein geranylgeranylation. The record is from RefSeq and is a predicted model, not a curated record. Bases 1 to 1926 code for a protein of 641 amino acids. The transcript has 16 exons. Lineage: Eukaryota; Metazoa; Placozoa; Uniplacotomia; Trichoplacea; Trichoplacidae. Gene Ontology annotation, cellular component: cytoplasm; nucleus; cytosol.
AUGGCCGAUGAUCUACCUACCGAAUUUGACGUAAUCGUUAUAGGCACAGGAUUAAGCGAAGCAAUUACUGCUGCAGCUUUAACCCGAAUUGGUAAAAAAGUACUUCAUGUCGAUAAGAACGAUUACUAUGGCGGACAGUGGGCUGCAUUUACGUUUGAUAAGUUGUUAGCAUGGAUUGAAAAAGCAAGGAAUUUAAAGUCUGGUGAAAAGCUACCGCCAUAUAUUCAGGAUACCGAUACAAAUCAGAAACGCCUACUAUUAUCCAAUGAUGUAUUAACUACAUUAAAUCUUGAAGUGGAAUGCUACUGUGAUAAAGCUCCAGAGAUAAUGAAAGAUGAUAGGAGUACUGACGGUGAUGAAAUAUAUAAUAUAGAAGAAAUUGAAAUGGCCCAAAGUCAACGUGAUGCUGAUAACGAUGAAAGUUCUGAAUCGCCGCAAUCCCAAGAUCCAUCUUCAGAAGAUGUUGAAAAGACACCAAAUCAACAUGACGCAGAUAAGAGUGAAAAUUCUAAAUCACCCCAAUUACAAGCUCCGUCCUCUGGCGUAGCUGAUCAAGUCGGUUCAAACCAAGCAAUUAGAGAUAGGACAGCAAAAGAAUUUACGUAUCAAGAUUUAAAAGAUCUAUGGAGGCGCUUUAGUAUAGAUUUAUUGCCGAAGUUAUUGUUGUGCCGGGGACCUCUUGUGGAAUUAUUAAUUAAGUCCAAAGUUGCUCGCUAUGUCGAAUUCAAAUGUGUAACAAAAAUUUUAACUUAUAGAGGCAAUCGACUCGUCCAGGUACCUUGUUCGAGAUCUGAAGUCUUUUCCACCAAUUUAAUGUCAAUGUUAGAAAAAAGAAUGCUGAUGAAAUUUUUGAGCUUUUGCAUAGAGUAUGAAAAGCACGAAGAUAAAUUUAAAGAAUAUGAACAGCGACCUUUUUCUGAUUAUCUCAAGUCUUGGCGUCUCAGUGAGGAUUUACAACAUUUUAUUAUUCAUUGUAUAGCAAUGGUGGAAAAAAACGUUACAACUAUUGAGGGAUUAGCUGCUGCACAAUGUUUUUUGCAGUCUCUCGGCCGAUUUGGAGAAACCCCUUUUCUGUGGCCAUUAUAUGGGGUUGCAGAGUUGCCGCAAGCUUUCUGUCGACUUUGCGCUGUCUUUGGUGGCAUCUAUUGCUUACGGAUGACAGUACCUUCGUUAAUUAUUGAUGAGACUUCGAAUAGAUGUACAGGAAUUAUUACUGAUGAAGGGCAGAAAAUAUCCUGCAGUAAUGUCAUCAUUGACAGUAGUUAUUUACCGUCUGCCCUUUUAUCUGAUGAACCCGAUAAAGAAAAAUCAAUAUCUCGAGCUAUAUUUAUUACCAACAAAUCAAUUUACCCUACUGAAACAGAUGAGGUGAUUUUAUUCUCCCUACCUUCCAGUGAUCUUAGUUAUUUAAUACGUGGACUAGAAAUUUCUGCUGGCUCUAUGGCAUGUCCUGAGGGAUUGUAUAUCGUGCACCUAACCUGCUUAAUGAAAUCGAAUGCUAAAGAUGAUCUACAAGAAGUUACCGACUCUUUAUUUAAUUUUGAAGAAAAUUCAGGUAAAGAUGGUAACAAAAAGCCAAAAGUCUUAUGGUGUACUUAUUUUAAUCAAAUUGGUUACAAUGUGAAGGAGAGACUGCCAUCAAACAUUUUAACCGUAGAUCCAAUAGAUAGCGAAAUGAGUUUUAAAUCUAUCGUAGCAAAGGCAGAAAAUAUGUACCAUAACAUUUGUCCUAAUGAAGAGUUUAUUCCUUCUCCUCCUGAUCCUGAAGAUAUCAUUAUCGAUGAUACUUCUCCGCAAAAGAAUGGUAAAGAAACUGGAGAGAAUGCUGGAUUUUCCGGCUGCGAAGAAAACGAAGAAAUCCGAAUGGAAGAUAAUGAGGAUGAAAAUACGAGUACAACUUCAUCACUGAAACCUAAUGAAAUGUGA